Molecule: messenger RNA, 3260 nt
Organism: Larimichthys crocea (large yellow croaker)
Lineage: Eukaryota; Metazoa; Chordata; Actinopteri; Sciaenidae
Product: cytohesin-3
Exons: 13
Coding region: 366-1550 (394 amino acids)
Biological process (GO): regulation of ARF protein signal transduction
Molecular function (GO): guanyl-nucleotide exchange factor activity
Source: RefSeq, a predicted model, not a curated record
GUUGCAGUGUAGCUAAUGUGAAUGCAGACGGAGCAGCUGAGGAUGGAGCAGAGAGGGAGAAACACCGCUGUCUCACAUUGCGGUCAGACACCUCUGAAAUAUCCCUUCAGCCAAUAAGGACCUCGGUUUAAUUUACACACAGACUGCAGGCUUCUUUUUUAUUAAUAUUUCUGUGCAUUCAUUUCACCGCUGACAUCUGCGCUCGAGUCCACUUCACCCGUCUGUCAGUCAACACACCGGCUACGACUGUCUGUCAGCGGGGAAAAGCAAAAGACAAAAAAAAAACACCCUACAAAAUACAUUUAAGGCGAGCUUCAAGACGGACACACCUUCUCCUGGACUGCCCUGUCACUGCUUCAAUCGAUAUGGAUGAAGACAAUCAUGUUCCUGAGGAUCUGUCCCUGGAGGAGAGGGAUGAGCUGUCAAACAUCCGACGCAGGAAGAGAGAGCUGCUCGAUGAUAUUGAGAGGUUGAAGUUUGAGAUAGCAGAGGUCAUGACGGAGAUCGAGCAGCUGACGUGUGUUGGAGAAAGUAAAACAUCCCAGAGAAACAAACAGAUCGCCAUGGGCAGGAAAAAAUUCAACAUGGAUCCAAAGAAGGGAAUCCAGUUCCUGCUGGAGAACGACCUCCUUCAGCACACUCCCGAAGACAUCGCACAGUUCCUCUACAAAGGCGAAGGCCUCAACAAGACCGUCAUUGGAGACUACUUGGGCGAACGGGAUGAUUUCAACAUAAAGGUGCUGCAGGCUUUCGUGGAGCUGCAUGAAUUUGCUGACCUCAACCUGGUCCAAGCACUACGGCAGUUCCUGUGGAGUUUCCGUUUGCCAGGUGAAGCCCAAAAAAUCGACCGUAUGAUGGAGGCGUUUGCCUCGAGGUACUGCCAGUGCAACCCUGGAGUCUUCCAGUCAACAGACACCUGCUACGUGUUGUCAUUUGCCAUCAUCAUGCUGAACACCAGCCUACAUAACCCUAAUGUCAGAGACAAGCCCCCAGUGGAGCGCUUUAUCUCCAUGAACAGAGGCAUCAACGAAGGAGGAGAUCUGCCAGAGGAGCUUCUCAGGAACCUUUACGACAGCAUCAAAAACGAGCCCUUCAAAAUCCCAGAGGAUGAUGGGAAUGAUCUGACGCACACAUUCUUCAACCCCGACAGAGAAGGCUGGCUCCUGAAGCUCGGCGGCAGGGUGAAGACGUGGAAGAGACGGUGGUUCAUUCUGACCGACAACUGCCUCUAUUACUUUGAAUACACAACAGAUAAAGAGCCUCGUGGGAUUAUUCCUCUGGAGAACCUCAGUAUCAGAGAGGUGGAUGAGCCUAGGAAACCUAACUGCUUCGAGCUCUACAACCCCAACCACAAAGGUCAGGUGAUCAAGGCCUGCAAGACAGAGGCGGAUGGGCGAGUGGUCGAGGGCAACCACGUAGUGUACAGGAUAUCGGCCCCCACGCCGGAGGAGAAGGAGGAGUGGAUCAAAUCCAUCAAAGCAAGCAUCAGCAGAGAUCCUUUCUACGACAUGUUGGCCACCAGGAAGCGAAGGAUAGCCAAUAAGAAAUGAUGACCGCCCACCUUCAACCACACCUGCAUCGCCACCAUGUCUAUGACCAGCAGAGUCCUCGUGUGUGUAUGUGUGUGACUCUGUGUGUGUGUGUGUGUGUGUUAUAGAGGUCAUGAAGGCCUCCCAUUUGUUCUGUCAGGGCUGGAGGACGAGCAGCAGACAGAGGUGCAGGAGGAGUUUUACAGACUGAAACGGAUCAAGUGACCUCCCAACUGAAGAUUUUCUGCGCCUCGGUUCAUGGUUGACGCGACUGUGAAGGUUUUAGUUAAACCGGCACUGUCGUGUGCCGUUUGGGGGAGAAUAGGGUGCAAAAUCUUUACCAAGCUGGAUGGAUGGAAAGAGGAUGACAGCCAUGUGGAAAUCUUUGCAUAUUGUAGCUGUGACAAGCUCGCCCUCUGCUGGAUACAUAAGGAACUAAAGCUACCGUACUACACAGGCGCAGCUUGACCAACCUUUCGUCGUAUGACAUCUGAACCAGCUCGCCUGGUUGGUUGAUGGCUGUCUGCCAAGAACACUCCCAGGAGCCAGUCAAUAUUUUAUGUUCACCUCAUAUGUCCUUCGACAACUGCCAACACCAACAACGUUUUGUAGUAUCCUUCAGAGAGACCUACAAGAGAGCCUCAAGCUUAUAAAUCAGCUGGUCUGAUUGUUAGCCCUCAAGUAAACUAUCUGUAUAUGCAAACACUUGAAAAUGAUUUAUUCUAGAAAAACAUAAGCUCAUAUACUUUCUCAUUUACAGUAAGCUCCCUUAUUUUUUCUUUGUAGACUAAUAAAUUGACGCAGGUUUAAGGGAUUUUAAUGACCACGGUUCCAAACGAUCAUGUCGUGUAUUGAAGAUCCACCUCUGUGAUCAAUUUCAUUUUUGUAUUUAUUUUCUUAAUUUGUUUAACAAAAAGAGGCAGCCCCCCCCACCACCCCACCCCAAUUUACAUUAUGCAUGUAUAGUAUAUAAUGUACAUACUGUUUUUUUUUUUCUUUGUUGUGUUUAUGUAGCAUGUAAAUCAUAAUGGCCGUAGCCUAUACCCGUUCACCUUUUUAGUUCAACAGCUAACAGUUUACAAUAGUGGAAGAGGGACUUUGUGCAGCUCAUUUCAGAGCAGUGAAACCUCCUCGCACUGUUAUUACUAAAGAUCAGAUAAUACAUGAUGCUAUAUGAUAAAGGAAUGCUCACUAUGCUGAGUUGGACAUAAAGAGAGUAAAAGGACAUGAACGGGUUCAAAAUAUCCUUGAAUACCGCGUGGAUGCUGACUGGAAUAUAAGAACAGUUUUCCCCAAAACAGAUCAAGCCAACGCACGGCUCAUCUUUCGAUAGCAGAUGAAGUUUUGAGUUUUCGAACGAGGCCUGAUGUGAGUUUGGGAAAACUGCUCCUGAAUACUUUGAUGAAUUACUUUGAAUAAAAAUACAUGCUGAUCAGAAAACAAGUCUUUGUGUGCAUGUGAGCUCAACUUACCAGGGUCUUUGGUUAUUUCAAACAUGGAAACGGAGAAUAAAAUAUCGAGUCUGCUGACUCAGAUAGCUAGAAAAGUGUGUGUAUUUAACAAAACCUGAAUACAGAAGAGUGCUAUUAGUUUUCAUCCUCACUGUAUAAUGUAUCUACAUCAUAAUUUAACCGUAGUGGAAAGUUUGUUCAACAAGAGGCUCGAGUACAAUCAAUCUAUUCCUAGUAUAUGAUACAAAGGCAGACAAAAAAACAAACAAAAAAAAAAUCC